Molecule: messenger RNA, 5124 nt
Organism: Monopterus albus (swamp eel)
Lineage: Eukaryota; Metazoa; Chordata; Actinopteri; Synbranchiformes; Synbranchidae
Gene: npat
Product: nuclear protein, ataxia-telangiectasia locus
Exons: 17
Coding region: 301-4461 (1386 amino acids)
Cellular component (GO): nucleus
Molecular function (GO): transcription coregulator activity; protein binding
Source: RefSeq, a predicted model, not a curated record
CUUGUUUCAUAUAUUACACUCUUGCAUGUGAAUAUAGCAGCUUGUAGGGUACAGUAGACAAAGAUGUUUUGAACUGGACUAUAACUACCAAGAUUCCGAUCGACGGAUUAUUUCGGCACUUCCGGGUUGCAGUAGCUUGAGCUCCCCGCCUUUUGGGUCAGCAGCUGUUCCCACGAAUGUCGCCUUCACAAUAAUAUCACCGACAUUUUUUAAUUUGACGCCGUAUAACGUGUUUGACUUUUCCUAAACAUGUAGCUAGCUCCUCACUAUUGCGCUCUUUAUAUCAACCAACAGACCGUCAUGUUGCUACCGUCUGAUGUUGCUCGGCUCGUUUUGGGGUAUCUCCAGGAAGAGGGACUGUCCGCUACAAGCCAAACUUUCAUCCAUGAGAGCCCAAACUUGAAGGAGUAUGCCGAGCACACCACAGGAGAUGGGACUAUUCCCGCUUGUGUAUUUUCUAUCUUUGGGAAGAGCCUAACAACCAUCUUAAAUGAGUAUGUGGCUGUCAAAACAAAGGAGUCUUGUCAUGAGGUACCUGCAGUGAUGACAUCUUUGUGGAAAAAGCUGGAUUUUACACUCAACCAGAUCAAAUCAUUGCAGAAUUCACCGGCUAUAUCAGCAUGCCAGAGAGUGCGUUCACGCAUUGGAGUGGCAAACAUGGCUAGACAGCGGGGCUUGACUCUGGCUUCAGCUGGCAGUGUCGUCUGCUCCUCGGUUUCUGAAACAAGCUCCAUCAUCAGCCCUGCACAUACCUCCCACGGCGUGCUCGGCCAGUCCACUCCUUUGAGCUUCACUUCUCUGCAUACCAGAGCAGCUCAGAAUAGUGGUGUGCACCAGCAAAUCCUUGAUGGCAACCGAUCACUGAAUAUGCCCAGGGAUUCGUCUGUACAGAUAAUUGUUUCAGAGCAGCGGUUAAAUCCAGGCCCCAUGUCUCCUGGGCGACGGAAAUGGGACACCCCCAGGAAGAGAAGUGGUGCUCCCAGUGGGUCCACUGGCCCCAGCAAGCCUGUAAGUAGCCUCAGUGCAGAGCCCCAAACUGAGGAGGUCGUCGAUGAGAACUUCCCUCAACUUGUGAUACAGAAUGCUUGUGACAAGAUAUUGGGGGACAGAUCGUUACAAGAAAAGCUUGCUGAAAACAUCAACAAAAUCCUUGCCAAUGAGACAACACCCCAGACAUCAAAGGCGUCUUCAAGUACAGUGGAGGCAGACCAGUCUAUAGAUGAAAUCCUAGGAUUACAGGGCGAAAUCCAUAUGAGUAAUGAUGCCAUCCAUGACAUUUUGGAACAAACGGAGUCUGACCCAGCUUUUCAGGCCCUCUUUGACCUCUUCGAUUACAAUAAAACCAAGUUCACUGAUGGAGAACCGGGAGAUGGCGAUGUUAGUAGUUGUCCAGAAGAGAUUGACACAGCUGGAUCUUCUAUAGUCAAACCCUUUCAGACGGAUGAUCCAGGCACUACACACACAGAUGCUGAUGCUUCAGAUACAACUCAAAUGACAGUGAAAAUGAGAGCUGGACAAGAUCGAAAGACCAGGAAGUCUACUUCUUCUACCUUGUUAAAGAAAACAUGUCUUGCCCCUAGCAGCAGAGCAUCCAGAAUUGAAAACAGUACAGCUAAACUGUUAGUGAGUCACGGGGAUCCUCAAGGAGUCUCAUUUGCUGCAGUGGACUCUAACAAAAAAGAAAAAGCAUCCCUCUUCAGUAACAGUGUUGGUGUAACAACAAUGGAUAUUGAUGAACCACUCAAUACACCUCCCCCUCCUUUGGACAGUGUUCCUACUCAGGAGCUUGCCACAAAGGACAGCACAUCCACCACAACUGCCCUCAGUAAUUCAGCCACAAUUCCCUCAUCAAGAGCCUGUGCUACAUUUACUGCAACAGUAUGCACAUCAGCUUCUAUUGUGGACAAAAAACAGGAGCCUAAACAAGUACAAGGAUCUAAAGAGCAACCUGCUACAACCUCCUCUUCAGAUGAUCAACCUAUGUUUUUGUCUCCUUCACAAGUUGAACUGAACAACACAUCAAUGCUGUCUGCUGACCUACCUCAUAUGUCAGUUUCAACCAGUGUAGGGGACACUCAGCCAAUGUCUACUGUCUCAGUAAUAUCUGAAGCUGCCUCUUCCACAUCAGCUUCUGGGACUACCACAGUUGCCACGGUGCCUGCCUCACCAUCAUCAGCUGAUGCUACACCUAACACACCUACAUCUGCUUCUACCUCUGCCACUCUUACAGCUGCACCAGCCUCUUCCACGCCUGCCUCACCCGUAUCCUUCUCCUCCUGUGCUCCCCUUGCAGCGCCACCUGACCCUUUGACCACCAACUCCAGUGCCCCAAGCAAGGCUGCAGUUGAUUCCAGUAAUGUAGUUUCUUUGAAGAUCAUCAUCAGUGAUAACCAGGAUGAGAAUUCUUCCAGUGACUUGGCCUUGAAUCAGGCAAUUUCCAGCAUUUCUGGGGACACGAUACCUACUAUCUAUCUUUCCUCUCCAGCUAAGUCCCCUGCAGCCCCAGGCACUCCAAAGGCCAACUUGGAUGAGGCGGCACAGGCAGUUAGUGGCUUGCAAAACUCUGAGGCACAUGCUAGUCCUCUCAAUGGUAAGGCUGGUGCAUUGGUCGCAUCUCCAUUAUCAUCUCAGGCCCAGCAAAGCUACUUCAUUCAACUACCCCUUGACACAACUAACCCUGCUCUACAAGGAGGCACUGCCAGCUAUCUUCUUUUGACUGAACCCUCAACCACAGAUGUUCAAACGAGACAGGUGCUACUGUCUACUGGUGUCUCUAAGGGACAGCCUUUGCCUACCAACCAGUAUGGGGUGACUACACCAUCUCUUUCUCAAGGCUACGCCACCGGGUCAACACUCAUCUUACCAUCACCUGUUAAGCCCAUGAUGCUUCCUGUUUCUGUAAUGGGGCAGAAUGUCCAGAUGGUGUCCAAUCAGCUUGUUGCCAUACCAAACCCAGUACCGGUACAGCACCCAGAGACUACCAAGCUCAAACCUCACACAGUGGUAAUCAAACAGUCUGCAACUGCUGGCACUGAGCAAAAUCUGGUCAGUAAGGAGAUUCAGCCUGUCUUGGCUGAAAACAUAAGCCAAGAGGAUGCAGCAAAGGGUUCCAGUCACAAGAGAAUUUUAAUUUUUGACUCUACGACAGAGGUUCACCAAGAAACCGCUAAAGCAAGAAUCACCCCACCAUCAGCUGCAAAUACACCUACAUCACGAUCUAACCAGCAGUCUGAUAGAGAUAAUAUGCAGCCGGCUCAUCGAACAAAACCUGCUAUCUUAGGUGGUAACAAGCCCAAGAGGAGGGUAGAUACUGUCAGGUGUCCAGCAGAUCCCCAGCUUGGAGGAGCCUUAGAGAAGGACACAAAGAAGGCCAUUUUUCUACAACAGCAGCAGAAAGACUGUAUUAAAAAGAACCCUCGCAAACAAGAUCAUAACAUCCAUAACAAGGAGUCUCAAAGUCCAAGUCCUAGUAGUGGUGAUGCCUCACAGCUUGAGACUUUGAAAAUGCUGGAAUUGGGAGAUAGAUCAAAAUAUAUUGACCUGAAACACAAUCAUGAUAAGGGAAAUGUUGGAGCAAAAGCUAAGGAUUCACAUACUUCUGGAUCAAUCUCCUCUGAUUCUGCACUGAAAUCAGGAAGUAGAAAGGACACAGAGGAGAGCAACAGGAAGGAACCUGCAGAAAAAGCUCCUGCCAAAUCACGUGAGGGGCGUCUAGAGAAGAGGACUCCCUCUCAGGAGAUGCCAAAUGUGACAGCUAACAAAGAGAAUGAAAUGAAAUCAUCACCUUCACCUUCAGCAUCAGCAUCAAGAGACUUUGGCUCUCCAGCUGUUGUCCAACCUACAACCAAUCCCCAGUCUAUGGCCACAAAACCCCCCUCAAAGACCAUUUCUCUGGCCAAACAGGCAGCUGAGAUGCUGCAAGACAUACAGGGGCUUAAUUCACCUGCCUCUCCCAUCAAGACGCCUGGAGCAGGCGGUUCAGACCUCAGUCUUUCCCGGACCCCUGGGACUGGCCGUAUUCAGGAGGAGUCAGCUGACUGCUCCAGGACUCCUUCCCAACAGAGGAAGGGUAAAGAUGGAGAGGGAACUCCAAAGCAUCUGCUGUUUCCCAACACUCCGGAUAUCCCCACGUGCAGUCCUGCCAGUGAAUCUGGUAGUGAAAACAGCAUUAACAUGGCUGCUCACACACUCAUGAUACUUUCACGUGCAGCCAUUGCCAGGACAGGCACUCCACUGAAGGACAGCUUGCGUCAGGAAGGAGCAGGAGAAAAGCUUCCCACAAAUUCAAAUAACGCUAAGAAACGUAAACAGUCUUCUCCCACAGCCAGCCCACCUUCAAAGAAAGAGUCAAAACGAUCUCCAAGCAAAAUGAAAGGCCGGGAAAGGAAGAAACUUGUAGAUUACUUUCCCCAUGACUUGGAUGUGGAUAAGUUCCUGUCUUCUCUUCAUUAUGAUGAGUGAAACGAACACGGCAACAACAGGGAAGGACUACCAUACUGCUUAGGUUACUGUCCAGGAAUAGAACAAGCCAUCUGCUAGACCAGUGCCUAUGGUUCCUGGAGUAACCUUACCUGAGACCUUUUAAGCUGCAAUGACUCCUUCAGCCAGUGGGGACAUUGGAUUUGGCUGAGUAGUUUCCAGAAUGGAUGAUCUGUACAAAGUCCUGUUAUAUUCGGCAGCACCAGGGCAGCCAUGGCACUUUGUAUUUUAUUUUAUUUUUUUAAUUGUCAUUUUCUCUUUUAUUUUAAUUGUCAUUGUUUUUUUGGGCACUUUGCCAUAAUGGUUGCAUGUUAAAAUAAGUGACUCAAAGCAUUUUCUUGGUCAAUAUUUGACUCUAGUUGGCAGUAGUGCUGAGCUCCACUUGCAGCCACAGCCACUUUCAGCACCUCUCCUAGUUGGAUAAACCUAGAUAUCACUGAAUCAGAGCUUUGCAUAUAGGAAACUAUGCUUUGCAAUAUAAUUCUGAAUGAGAGUGGUAGAGACAUGUUCCUCUGAAUGAAGAAGUGUCAAUAAAAAAGUGAUUUGAAUAAAAAAUGUUUGUAGUACAGUAUGUCUCUGUUAAAAUGUCUGCAACUGUUGCAUACUUAGGCUUCAUAUGGUGUUUUAAUAAAACGAAGAAACAAG